AUGAGCAACUCCCUCGAGCAACUCAAGGCUUCUGGCACCACUGUCGUCAGUGAUUCUGGUGAUUUCGCAUCCAUUGGCAAGUACAAGCCUCAAGAUGCCACCACCAACCCAUCUCUCAUCCUUGCUGCCUCCAAGAAGCCCGAAUAUGCCAAGCUUAUCGACGCUGCCGUCGAAUACGGCAAGAAGCAAGGAAAGGAUCUCGAUGAAAAGGUUGAUGCUACUCUGGACCGCCUUCUGGUUGAGUUCGGAAAGGAGAUCUUGAACAUCGUUCCAGGAAAGGUUUCUACCGAAGUUGAUGCCCGUUUCUCUUUUGAUACUGAGGGCUCCGUCAACAAGGCUCUCCACAUUAUUGAGCUCUACAAGUCCGUAGGCAUUGACAAGUCUCGCGUUCUGAUCAAGAUUGCCUCCACCUGGGAAGGUAUCCAAGCUGCCCGUAUUCUACAAAAGGAUCACGGCAUCAACUGCAACCUCACUCUCCUCUUCUCCAAGGUCCAAGCUAUUGCUGCUGCCGAGGCUGGUGCAUACCUCAUCUCUCCCUUCGUCGGCCGUAUCCUCGAUUGGUACAAGGCCAAGACUGGAAAGACCUACUCCAAGGAGGAGGACCCAGGUGUAGCAUCUGUCAAGAGCAUUUUCGACUACUACAAGAAAUUCGGAUACAAGACCAUCGUUAUGGGUGCUUCUUUCAGAAAUGUUGGCGAGAUUACCGAGUUGGCUGGAUGUGAUUACUUGACAAUCUCCCCCAAUCUUCUCGAAGAUAUGAUGGGAUCCACCGACGCCGUCCCUAAGAAGCUCGACGCUGGCGGCGCCGCAUCCCUGGACAUCGAGAAGAAGUCCUACAUCAACAACGAGCCCGACUUCCGAUUUGACUUUAACGAGGACACCAUGGCAGUUGAGAAGUUGCGCGAGGGUAUUUCCAAGUUCGCCGCCGAUGCCGUUACGUUGAAGGAUAUCCUCAAGGCAAAGAUUGAGGCAUAG
This is a messenger RNA of Drepanopeziza brunnea f. sp. 'multigermtubi' MB_m1, 975 nucleotides long. RefSeq lists its product as uncharacterized. The record is from RefSeq and is a predicted model, not a curated record. Lineage: Eukaryota; Fungi; Ascomycota; Leotiomycetes; Helotiales; Drepanopezizaceae. Gene Ontology annotation, biological process: pentose-phosphate shunt, non-oxidative branch; pentose-phosphate shunt; carbohydrate metabolic process. Gene Ontology annotation, cellular component: cytoplasm; intracellular anatomical structure. Gene Ontology annotation, molecular function: transaldolase activity.